Messenger RNA from Spinacia oleracea (spinach), 1963 nucleotides. Its product is annotated as protein DETOXIFICATION 19. Gene Ontology annotation, biological process: xenobiotic detoxification by transmembrane export across the plasma membrane. The record is from RefSeq and is a predicted model, not a curated record. Lineage: Eukaryota; Viridiplantae; Streptophyta; Magnoliopsida; Caryophyllales; Amaranthaceae. Gene Ontology annotation, cellular component: membrane. Bases 262 to 1650 code for a protein of 462 amino acids. Gene Ontology annotation, molecular function: antiporter activity; xenobiotic transmembrane transporter activity. The transcript is spliced from 8 exons.
GUGUGAUCUUCAUCAGCAAACGAAAUAAAAGUAACUCCUCCAACCAACUAACCAAGUAUAUCAUCUCAAUACUCAGUUGCAAUCAGAAAACCAAUCAUUUCCCUUCAUCUCUACAUCGACCUCGUUGCUCGAUUCCCGAUACAUUUGUGUAGUGUGGUGUCACGCGUUGUUUAUUUCCAAGCUCUAAGCACGCUGUCCACUAGCAUUACAAUCCCGGCGGAUCACUAGUCAAAGCGGCUUUAGCAUAAGAAGGGCGGCCGGAUGAGAGGAAAUGGAAGGAAAUGGUUGGAGAAGGUUGUGAAUGUGAAGGAAGCCAAGGAGCAAAUAUUGUUCUCACUGCCAAUGAUAAUGACCAAUGUCUUCUACAAUCUAAUUUCAAUGGUCUCAGUUAUGUUCGCCGGUCAUCUUGGCCAACUACAACUAGCUGGCUCUACUCUUGCCAAUUCUUGGGCUAUUGUCACUGGUUUUGCUUUCAUGGUUGGGCUGAGUGGUGCACUUGAGACAUUAUGUGGGCAGGGGUUUGGUGCAAACAUGCACAAAAUGCUAGGGAUUUAUCUCCAAGCAUCAUGCUUAAUUUCAUUCGUGUUCUCUGUUUUAAUAUCCGUAUUAUGGUGGUUUACAGAACCUAUUUUAAACUUACUCCAUCAAAACCCAGAUAUUUCAAAAGAAGCAGCACUUUACAUUAGAUUUCUAAUACCAGGAAUUUUUGCAUUUGGCCUUUUACAAAACAUAUUAAGAUUCCUCCAAACACAGUCUGUUGUUUUUCCCUUAGUUAUAUUCUCACUUGUUCCAUUGCUCUUGCAUUGUGGCCUUAACUAUUUGCUGGUUCAUUUCACGACCUUUGGUUAUAAAGGCGCGGCAUUGGCUACUUCACUCACGUUUUGGUUAUCGGUUAUACUUUUGAUGAUUUACGUGAGUUGCUCGAAAAAAUUCGAGCAUACAUGGAAAGGGUUAUCAAAGGAAUCAUUCCUUCAUGUCUUUGCCAACUUGAAGUUGGCAUUGCCUUCUGCUGCUAUGGUUUGUUUGGAGUUCUGGGCAUUUGAAAUUUUGGUGUUAUUGGCUGGUCUCAUGCCAAAUUCCAAAACAACUACUUCUCUCAUUGCAAUCUGCGUAAAUACAGAAACAAUUGCUUAUAUGGUUACUUACGGCUUGAGUGCUGCAGCAAGUACAAGAGUUUCAAAUGAACUCGGAGCUGGACAAGUGAAUCAAGCAAAGGUUGCAAUGUGUGUAACAUUAAAGUUGUCAAUUCUCCUAGCAGCUGUUGUUAUUCUUGCUUUAGGUUUGGGGCAUGAUAUUUGGGCAGGCUUCUUCAGUGGAGAUGCUAGUAUAAUCAAAGCAUUUGCUUCUAUGACUCCUCUACUCUGUAUUUCAAUAUUCUUGGACUCGAUUCAAGGCAUAUUAUCAGGGGUAUGCAGGGGAUGUGGUUGGCAGCAUUUAGCAAUGUUCGUAAAUUUGGGAACAUUUUAUCUCAUUGGUAUGCCCAUUGCAUGUAUAGUUGCCUUCAAGCUUCAUUUGUAUGCCAAGGGUCUUUGGAUUGGCUUAAUCUGCGGCCUCGUCAUUCAAUCUAGUUCGCUCUUUCUGAUUACCCGACUCCAUAAAUGGAAAGCACUUGAGGUUUCUUCUAAUGGCAACGAAAAUUCGAUUCCAUAAAAUGCUUGAUAUUUGAGCUUCUUUUGGGUUGUUGCGAGCUUAACCUAGAUAAGCCAAGCUCGAGCUUGAGCUUAACCUACUGACUGUUGCCGUUGUGGCCUUGUGGGGGAAAUGCCUUGACAAAAGAAUGUAUGUUUUCAGGAUUGAAAAGAAAAGUAUUCUUCCAAAAUGAGAAGAUGAGGAAACAAUUUUGGAAUUAUUGUACCCAAUGUUUUAAAAAGUUUCAUGUAUACCCCUCAACUUUAUCAAUUGAACAAACAAUACUGUAUAUAAUGAUCCAAUAUGAUGGAAGUUAAAAAAGUUAAUCUUAGUA